UACUUUCAGGAAAACUAUAAAAUUCACGAAGGUGGUUGAAAGAUCUCAUUCCGAUAUGAAAAGUCCAUCCCAGCAGCAACAUAUGCUUAAUAUAUCACCAACCACUAAUCUUGUGCUCUUACAAGCGUUAGCAAUUCCUCUUCCUCUUCUUCCAAGCAAAUUUGAGUGACUCUCAGCUCUAAGUUUUAAUGGCAUCCUCGUUGGAAAUAGAAAACAACCAAACAGUCCAUGACCACGAAACCAGGGAAGAAGAAGAAGAAGAAAGCUUCUCCUAUGCUUUGCAGCUGGUGAGUUCCUCUGCUCUGUCCAUGUCAUUGAAAUGCGCUGUGGAGCUGGGCAUAUUCGAUAUCAUAAGCAAAGAAGGUGAAGGGGCAAAGCUCUCCCCAACAGAGAUUGCAGCCCACUUGGGCACCAACAACCCUGACGCACCCACCAUGCUGGACUCCAUCCUUAGGCUCUUGGCCUGCCACUCUGUCCUCAACUGCUCUGUGGUUGCUGAUGAUAACAAUAAUAAUAUUAAUGGCUCUUUGCAGUUGCAGAGGCUAUACAGUCUUGGUCCAGUCUCCAAGUUCUUUGUCACCAACAAAGACGGUGUUUCAUUGGGCCCCUUGGUGUCGCUCAUGCAAGAUAAAGUCUUCUUAGCUAGCUGGUCCCAAUUGAAAGAUGCAAUUCUUGAAGGUGGAGUACCAUUCAACAGGGUAUAUGGAAUGCACGCCUUUGAGUAUCCUGGAGUGGACCCCAGAUUCAAUCAGGUUUUUAACACUGCAAUGCACAAUUUCACUGCUAUUAUUACAAAGAAGAUGCUCGAGGUUUACAAGGGUUUUGAGCACAUCAAACAAUUGGUUGACGUUGGUGGUGGUCUUGGGGUGACCCUUAAGAAUAUCACUUCUACAUACCCACAUAUCAAGGGCAUUAAUUUCGACUUGCCUCAUGUUAUUAAACAUGCCCCUUCUUAUCCAGGUGUGGAACAUGUAGGAGGAGAUAUGUUUGUGAAUGUCCCAAGCGGGGAUGCCAUUUUCAUGAAGGGGAUUAUGCACGAUUGGAACGAUGAGAAAUGCAUAAAGCUGUUGAAAAACUGCUACAAUGCGAUUCCAGAAAAUGGAAAAGUGAUUGUUGUGGAUGCAGUUCUUCCGGUUAAGCCGGAGACAAGUGCUAAAGUGAAACGCGUCUCCGAAGUGAAUGUGCUUAUGAUGACUCAACACCCAGGAGGGAAGGAGAGGAGCAAACAAGAAUUUCUUGCUCUGGCAACUGCUUCUGGAUUUGGGGGCGUCAAAUUUGUAUGCUGUGUCUCUGCCUUCUGGGUUAUGGAGUUCUUCAAAUAGAGCCAGAACCUCUACUUAUGAGAAUGCUUUCCAUUUGGCUUCUUGCUUUGCUCCUUGUAAUUGAAACUAAUGCUUCUUUCCAAAAAUUAACCAGAAUAAGAUUGAUAGAAUUCAAACUGAAAUAAAAGUUGUCUGUCAUCUAAGCUACCAUCAGUCGCCACCCUCUUUGCAAUUGACACGUUCCAUAGACUCAUUUUUAAUAACAACUUCA
Messenger RNA from Ziziphus jujuba (common jujube), 1533 nucleotides. RefSeq names its product cathecol O-methyltransferase 1. Lineage: Eukaryota; Viridiplantae; Streptophyta; Magnoliopsida; Rosales; Rhamnaceae. Gene Ontology annotation, biological process: methylation. The record is from RefSeq and is a predicted model, not a curated record. Bases 189 to 1322 code for a protein of 377 amino acids. The transcript has 4 exons. Gene Ontology annotation, molecular function: protein dimerization activity; O-methyltransferase activity; S-adenosylmethionine-dependent methyltransferase activity.